UAUUUGCGUCCUGACUGCACCAUGCUCAACGUGCCGUGACUGCGUAACACUGGCUGUCCAAGAAACAAAUAUCCAAGAUCAAGCAGCACAGUGGCUCAGUGGGUAGCACUGUCGCCUCACAGCAAGAAGGUCCCGGGUUCGAUUUCCAGAGCUUUUCCUCUUAAGAAGACUGUAAAUCUGUUUGAGAUGACACCUACAAAGAAGUUAGACUCGUUAUUAGAGAACAGAGAGAUACCUGACAUCCUUCUGGAGCUGCGCUUGGACGCCUUGAAGACUUCACACCAACAACAUCUUAAGCAGAUCGAGCAGCAACAUCAGGCUGAUUUAGAGAGCCGGAUCCUGGAAAACUCACUGCUCACCACAAGCACUGAUGCUCCACUGAAGACCAAUGAGGAAUGGCAAAAUGGCUACAGAGAGGAAAACACUUUUAAGAGCAGAGGAAGUGCCUACCUGUUUACUCGACCUCAGAAAUCCUCCUCCACACCUAAUCUCAGCUCCAAAAUCAGCCAAGCCAAAACUUCUAGUACAUUAAGAGCUGCUACAAGCAAGUCACAUGACACCUGGAAGAGAACAAAUCCCGAACUUAAAGACUCCAAGCUAAUUAAGGAAGAGUUGGACUGGGCUGAGUGUCAGAAACAGUUCCAUGCAUCACCUGUGCCUGAGCAUGUCUUUAAAACCCUUUAUAAUGAUAUAUUACAAAAACAGGAACUUACGAGUCUGGAGGGACGACAGCAGAGAAAAGAGUUGCUGUUAUCAAUGCAGAAACCUUUUACUACUCACCAGAAAGAGGAUAGAAGGAUGAACGAGACUAAACCAGAAACUAACCCCAAAAAUCAAAGUAGAAACAGAAAUCUUGCUGGAAAAAGAAGAGCUAUACCAAAAGCAGUCACAGAUUCAAAAAUCUCCGAAAAAUUAAAAGAGGAGGAGCAGCAGAGGAAGAUCCGCAUUCAGAUGAGAGCUCAGGAGACUCUCAAGGCCUCCUCUGCCCCCAUUCAAAGCCAGUGUACCAGAGCUAAUCUUCAAGCCAAUACUGCACAGAUAACGAAGAGCAAACUUCUCGGUUUCUUACAGCAGACGCCUUCCUUCCAACCAAAGAUCAACACUAAAGUACCAGAUUUUAAUAAGCUGUACCAGGGUUUCCAGAAAGAGGUGAUGGAGAGAGGAGAAAGAAAAGAGGUCACUGUCUGUCAGCCGUUCCAACUGCUCACAUCAACUCUUCGACAACGUAACAGCAGGAGCAGUCUAGACAAAUCAACCAAAGCUACAAGCAUUGACAGUUUAAAGAGAAGCAAUUCUUUUGGAGGCUUGACAUCGUUAUCCAGGGAUACUCUUCCAACUUAUAUAACUGAUGCUGCCAGGAAAAGGUCCAUAGCCAUAAGGAAGUCUAUGGAGCUGAGGGACAAUAAAGAGCAGGAAAGCACAGAGUGGAUGAAACAACACAGACUGAAUUCUCAAGCUAUAAGCAGAGGAGUUGCAGCCAGAUCUAAAGCCAUGGACCCUCAUAAGAGUCUAAAAGAGGUCUUUCAGGAGAAACUUAAACAGCACAGACAGGCUGAUGAAGAGAGGAUGAAUGACUAUAAAAAAGAACUGAGGGAAAUGAAAACUCGAGUCACAACCCGCCCUUACCUCUUUGAACAGGUGUCACAGAAAAUUGCUAAGUGUGAUGCUGAGCGCAGAUACAAAAACACUUUGGAGCAAGCAGGCUUGGAUGAACAUUUUGUUAGAUCCAAGGGUGAAAAUGAUAAAAGUCCUCAGACCUCAAAACAGGAGGAUGGUGAUGAUCACAGCUCUGAAACUGACUCCAGUCAGCGGGAAGGAAGUGAAAAAGACUGUGCCCUAAGUGAGGAGAGAACAGAAGAGGAUGGUAUGAAAACCAAAGAGGAAGAAGUCAGCUGACUGAACUAGCAGUUGGCAUUUGGUGAACACUGUGUGUUUCGGUCAGGAACAAGAUCACUGGCACUUUCCUACAUUCAGUUUGGCAUUUGAGUCUUGUUGAAAAUGUGGUAAGCCAUCUAGAUCACAAAGAUAUAAUUUUCCUACUUUCAUGACUUGUAUUUAGAUGUUUACAUAUCACAUGUGUAAGUAAUUUUAUGGGAUGAUUACGAUUCUGUUUUACCUAAAUGGAUUCUGGCCUUGCAACAUACUUAUUAAAA
Messenger RNA from Trichomycterus rosablanca, 2153 nucleotides. It is a transcript of the gene fam161b, whose product is annotated as FAM161 centrosomal protein B. The record is from RefSeq and is a predicted model, not a curated record. Gene Ontology annotation, biological process: cilium organization. Gene Ontology annotation, cellular component: cilium. Bases 187 to 1896 code for a protein of 569 amino acids. The transcript has 10 exons. Lineage: Eukaryota; Metazoa; Chordata; Actinopteri; Siluriformes; Trichomycteridae.